AUGUCAACAACCUGUGUCGUACAAGAAUCACAUGGAACGAGCCUCAUCGCACUUGAGGCUUCGCCUCAUGGCCAGCAGCUAGAUAGCUCCGCAGCACCUAACGGAGAAAGCUUUCCUAAGUUAGAGACAUGGAAUCAGUCCCGCCGCAAUGUUCAGCGGACAUUGGCGACAUUCUGGUGUUUUAUGGUUAUGGGUGCAAAUGAUGCCGCUUAUGGUUUAGAAUCCUACUAUCACCUGUCCUACACAAUUGUUUCUCUGGUGUUCUUAUCACCUUUGGUUGGUUAUACGGUUGCUGCUCUUCUCAAUCAUCGCAUCCACAGCACAUUCGGCCAGCGGGGUGUAGCUAUCAUUGCGCCAUUGAGCCAUUUGAUCGCCUAUGUUAUUAGCUGUGUCCACCCACCCUACCCUGUACUGGUCGUUGCAUACAUCUUCGCAGGGCUAGGCAACGGCCUCGAAGAUGCCGGUUGGAAUGCAUGGAUAGGUAACAUGGCGAAUGCAAACGAGCUACUGGGGCUGCUGCAUGGUUUCUAUGGAGCCGGUGCAGUGCUGAGCCCGUUAAUCGCAACUUCCAUGAUUGCCAGGGGCAAUAUGCCGUGGUACUAUUUCUAUUAUGUCAUGCUAUUGGUGUGUGGAGCAUGCUUUUGGAAUGCGAGAGCUGCCGACUUCCUCGCAGCGAACGUACAAUCCGCCGAAGAGAACCGACAAGGCGGGUUGAAGCGCGCACUAUUCAACCGCCCUUCCGCCCGAGUGACAUGGCUAUGUGCCCUCUUCUUGUUGGGAUACGUCGGAGUCGAAGUCGCACUCGGUGGUUGGAUCGUGACCUUCAUGAUCCGAGUUCGAGACGGUAGUGCUUUUGCCAGCGGUAUGACUGCCACUGGAUUCUGGCUUGGAAUCACAGUGGGACGCAUAGUACUAGGAUUCGUGACACCACGGGUGGGUGAGAAGAUUGCUAUUUCGACAUACAUUCUUUGCUCGAUUGCCUGUGCUCUGAUCCUCUGGCUUGUGCCUCAAUUUUAUGCGUCGGCUGUAGCGGUUUCCCUCCAAGGAUUUUUCCUGGGUCCGCUCUUCCCUGGAGUGGUUGUAAUGGUGACCAAACUCCUCCCUCGACACCUUCACGUUACCUCGAUCGGGUUUGUUGCUGCGUUUGGCGGCAGCGGCGCUGCUAUCCUUCCUUUCGCGGUCGGUGUGUUAGCACAAGCAAAGGGAGUCAAAGUGCUUCAGCCAUUUAUCAUCGGCCUGUCCGGUGCCAUUUUGAUAGCAUGGUUCGGAUUGCCACGAGUUUCCAAAGUCAGGCGGAAUGAGUAA
This is a messenger RNA of Penicillium brevicompactum, 1305 nucleotides long. Its product is annotated as MFS transporter. Gene Ontology annotation, cellular component: membrane. The record is from RefSeq and is a predicted model, not a curated record. Gene Ontology annotation, biological process: transmembrane transport. The transcript is spliced from 4 exons. Bases 1 to 1305 code for a protein of 434 amino acids. Gene Ontology annotation, molecular function: transmembrane transporter activity. NCBI's taxonomy places the organism in Eukaryota, Fungi, Ascomycota, Eurotiomycetes, Eurotiales, Aspergillaceae.